Molecule: messenger RNA, 2424 nt
Organism: Cyclospora cayetanensis
Lineage: Eukaryota; Apicomplexa; Conoidasida; Eucoccidiorida; Eimeriidae
Exons: 1
Coding region: 1-2424 (807 amino acids)
Source: RefSeq, a predicted model, not a curated record
AUGGGCCCUGGAAUGGCAGCGCACUCGGAGGGAGGCGCUCUCUAUGGGAUACCCCGCGACUUUCGUUCGCUGCAACCCGCUUCAGAGAGUACAGAGGCAGACGAAAAUAGCCCGGAUCCUCGCAGGAACUCUGUGUCGCCUUCUUCAUAUACCACUGAGACAUCCAUGGCCCUUCCAGUCAAGGACGAUUUUGUGAUUGGCAGGGAACUCACGGUGAGAGACUUAGCCAGUCCCAAGCGCAGCAGUCAGAAUGCGAGUCAGUCUGCCGACACGCAUCCCGAGCGCAGCACCUGCAGCGACAAAGAAGGUAGCAACGGCUUCACGUUUCAGCCGCCUGAAGCGCGUGAAGAUACGAAAGUCAUCUCUGAAGGAGAGGAGAGUAGCUCUGUGGCCCACAGCGUGCGAAACUACGCGCAGUCCCAUUGCGGCACUCCUCGAACCUUCAAGUCUGCCUUGCCAUCCGCCUGCGCGAUCGAUGUCGAGAGCGACGACGACGGAGUCGCUGUAUACAUCGACGUUGCCGAGGAUGACGACACGAGCGCAGCUUUGCUCAUCGAAGAGUACCGUGUGAGCGCAAAAAGUGCCGCCGAAAUCAGGGUUUCGAAAUCCAGAUGGGUGGAGAAAAUGCUUGAGAGACGGGACCGCAUUCUUGGCCCUGCAUUCGACGGUGAUGAGGCGGUAAAAGACAGCGGCAGGAGCAACAGCAGCACCCUUGGUGCUGAACGAAUGGAUGCCGCAGAGACCGCCGAUUGCGGUUCUGAACUGUUGCAGCGUAAGCUUGAGGCGUUCGCGGCAUGCAUGACUCCUGAAAUGCUGGACAGCAUAUAUCGUAGGAGGAAGGCGUGGAGCGCGCUGCCUUGCGACUCCCCAGCCUCAGACACAGCGGAGAGUUCGGAUGAUUUUUCCCAUGCGGCCUGCCGCGGGCAGGGGAGGCCAAAGGCCCUGCAGUCUGUCUCAAAGAGCCAAAGUCAGAGCGCAGAGGAUGCGCAUGCAUCCGAAUUUGUUCCACAGCCGCGGUCUGAGUCGCUUUCCGAGAGAACGGACGAGCUGGGUGAGGGCCCUGCGCUAGCUGCACUCAAUGCAUGGAGUCACUUCCUUCGGUACGCGAGAAUGACAUGCAGAGUUGUUCCGCCAAGGCCGAGAAUCGAACGUCACGAGGGGCUUGAAAGUGAUGAUGACGAUGAACAAGCGCCUCUGUACAUGUGUCGCCCGGGAUCAGUGCAGAGACCUUCCCCACUGAUCAGUCGUAGCUUGACUGAACACCUCAAAGCCUCGCACACCAUAUUUUUCAAGAGAUUUAGAAGGCAAUGCGCGACUGAGCCUCCCCACUGCGAGUGUGGCUCUGUUCCUGCCGCUGCCACUGAACAAGUGCAGCCGUGUGUUGCGCUAGAUGAUAGCCGGUGUCGUUCAGAGCCCGCAGCAGCGCGUGAAUCUUCGGCAGACGGCUGUGGUGUCUCUGCAGACACCAACGAUGGGGAUCCUGCGGUUCCCAAAGAAUGGAGUGCAGAGAUGGCAACCCAAGGCACGGAUGAUCCCUGUGCUGUCCCUUUGUAUACAAUCACUGACGAGGCCUCUGCCUUGUUCGGAGAUAUCAUGCGACUUGAAGACACCGCGCGCAUGCUAGAGGCUUCAUGCACUUUUCGCUUGGCAGCGGCUCCUUUUUCAAAGAUCCGCCGCCCAAGCUGGAAGAAGAGGGAAACUCCCAACACGCAGGAGCACAGCAAUCUCAAUGCUUCCCCUCAUAUGAAGAUAGUCUCUUCUCCUGCUUCUGCAGCACCACUUAAAUCCUCAGCGACGGUUACCGGCGCUCCUGAACAUAGGAGUGACUUUUUUACACCGGUGCCGGCCAGUGCUCACGAAACUUCGGCUGUAGAAUCAAGUCAGUUGGGGGCGAAUGCGUACGAGGGUGGGCCUCCAGAAGGGCCUUUAAAUCAGCAGGGGUUAGUGACAUCAACGCCCAAUGAUAGUGAAAUGCACGGCGACUCGCGAUUGUCUCCGGCUGGAAGGGAUCAGAGAACAGAAUUUCCAAUUAUCUACACUGUCCAGGCAGAUGAGGAUACUCUCGCUCUCAGUGGCUUGGACGCAGAGUACUGUGCACGCGUUGAGUUUGCAUCCCGGCGAGCGAAUAGGACCGCUGAGACUUUGAUCUGUAAGGAUUCAACGCAGGAAAGUGGGGACGCAGGGUACGACAGCACUUUAACUUCGAUGGCCGCUCAGAAGAGACGACGAAGAAUGCCAGUAGACGAGAAUGCAAUUUCGAGCGAAAACGAUUCAGAGAGCGAAUGCACUCCUCUGGACGAUGAUGCUUCUGGCGUGGGCUGUCCUUUAGAGGUUACAGAGGAAGGGGGUCAUGAUAGGUCUUUGAUGGCUGACAAGCUCCUGUUGGCGCAUCUGAUGCCGUAUCUCCCUCAGUUCGGUCCUUAG